This is a messenger RNA of Magallana angulata, 1185 nucleotides long. RefSeq lists its product as uncharacterized. The record is from RefSeq and is a predicted model, not a curated record. NCBI's taxonomy places the organism in Eukaryota, Metazoa, Mollusca, Bivalvia, Ostreida, Ostreidae. Bases 89 to 628 code for a protein of 179 amino acids. The transcript has 5 exons.
AGGUGAUAUUUUUAUAUUUAAAAAACCGGUUUCUCGAUUUACAAAAUAAACUUCUGGGUAACCCCAGUAAACAGGAAGUAAGGCAAACAUGUUUUUCGUUAUUAUGGUUGUUUUGCUGUUUGCUAAGAUAAAAGGGGAGUGCACUACAGACGAUGGAAACGGUGGAAUCGUCAGUAUACCAUGUGGUGACACAUCAGACACUACCAUGCCAUCCUCUACCAAGAAGUCGGGAUCAAGUCAAUUAAUUUUCAAUGUUAAUGAUUCUUCAGCUGCGAAUGAUCCAGACAACAUUAAAUAUAUUAUUGCAGGAGGCAUCGUUGGAGCUGGAAUACUAGUGGUGAUUGCCUGCAUAUUCACGAUUGCUAGGAGAAAAGGCUGGCAACAUGAUAAACAUAAAAAGGCGGACAACAAUAGGGAAAGGAGGGACUCUCGGGAAUCAAAUGAAACCGAACUAACGACCGUUCCUCAACCCGACAAGUCGGGGUUUACUGCAGUGGAAAUAAGGAAUCUAGGGUUUCCAUCGACUGAACCUGAACCCAUUCCAAAAGCUUCAAGUUUACUACAGGGACUAAACAGAUGCAACGCACCAGCAUCGAAAAAGUAUCAUAAAAACAUUGGUUCGUUGUAAUAUAUAGAAUGACCACAAGGACGAUAAAGAUUACGUACUUCACUGAUUGGAAUUCCUGUUGAACCACAUGCUGCAUUUACAAGAUAUUGAACAACAUGUAUAUAUCUUUGUUUUUGCUAGCUUCUAUUUGUCAGGUAACUGCUAUGAGCACUGUACUUUGUUUAUUUCCUACAAGUGAAAACCCAACAGUAUACAUAUGUAUAAUGGUACUUCUGUUUAAAAACAAUGUAUAUAAUUUGUAGUCUUUCUGACACAUACUGUUUUUCACACGUCCAUCCGUUGGUCAGCCCUGUUUUGUGUAAAAGAAAACUACAAAUUUACAGCUGUUUAUUACACAAUGGCUAUAUGUGCAUAAUAUUACUGGAAAAUUCCUUUUCAAAAAUAUUUUUAUUGGAAUUUUGACCUUUUUGAAUUUAUAAUUUCGGCCAUACAUUGAAUAUAAAAAUAAACACAUCUGCACAGAAUUUGUAUAACUUGUAGAUAUAUGUAGAUAGAAGACGAAAAAUGUGUCAAAUUAAGAAUGUUGUUAUUAAAAUAAAGGAUAUAGAUUUGAAUUU